GGUGGGGGCGGGGGCGGCGCCCCCUGCGCCCACACCUGCGCCUCCCGCGCCGCGCCGCCCCCGCCCCCGGCCCGCCCGCGCCCGCCCCGCGCCCGCCGCGCCGCCCGCGCCUCUCCCGCGCUGCCGCCUCUCCGAGUUCGCGUGCACCGCCGCCUGCGUGCCCGCCUCCAAGUACUGCGACCAGUCGCCCGACUGCGCCGACGGCUCCGACGAGCCCCGCGGCUGCUCGCCGUGCAACCGCACCUACUACGGCGACGUGGGGCGCGCCUACGAGCUGGAGCUGCACCGGCCGCGCGAGGACCGCCUGCCCUUCCUGACGUUCGAGAGCUUCUCGCUGGGGCGGUUCGUGUCGUGGACGGCCGACGGCUGUCCGGACGGCGCGCUGUCCAUCGCGGAGGCGGCGCGGCCGGCGGCGGGCGGCGCGUGGUGCGGCGCGGCGUGGGGCCCCUCGCGGGCCGUAUACUUCAGCGAGACGAGCGCGCU
Molecule: messenger RNA, 483 nt
Organism: Gryllus bimaculatus (two-spotted cricket)
Lineage: Eukaryota; Metazoa; Arthropoda; Insecta; Orthoptera; Gryllidae
Source: the annotation of a GenBank genome assembly